This is a messenger RNA of Aspergillus campestris IBT 28561, 2064 nucleotides long. RefSeq names its product putative C2H2 finger domain protein (gene znfA). NCBI's taxonomy places the organism in Eukaryota, Fungi, Ascomycota, Eurotiomycetes, Eurotiales, Aspergillaceae. The record is from RefSeq and is a predicted model, not a curated record. The transcript is spliced from 3 exons. The coding region runs from base 1 to 2064 and encodes 687 amino acids.
AUGGACUUGCCACGAACCACGCCUCCGUUGAUCAACGUCCACGAUUUUAACGGUGGCUAUAGUCACCCCGCUUCAGUGGAACGGUUCCCCUACUCCAUGUCUGCGCGGUCCUUUGCGCCCCCGGGUCCCAUGCCAAUUCCCGCGAACCCCGUGUCCCAUUCGGCGCCGCCACCGCUGCCGCCACCGUCGCGCAUCUGCGGCCUCGAAAAUGGCUACGACGCCGGCUGGCUGCACGCGAACUCCAGGGGCUCGGUGGGAUCCACUAAACUGGCCCCCAUCAACCCGGGCUCGAGUCUAUUCGGCGGCCAUCGUCGCCCGGAGUCCGUGCCGCGGACGGAUCCCAUGGCCCUCGACGAUCUCGGUGGUCGACACAGCGGUCUGCCGGUCUCGAGGAGCCCAGAGACGUUCAUCAAGGUGGAGCCGCCCCCGCCCCCAGUUGACGACGGUUUUCGAAGCGCCGUUGGUGUCCACACCAGUCCGAUUCUGACGGGCGAGCGAAACUUUUCUCGGAAGAGCGUGAAAGAUUCAUCCGAUGCGUACGACCAGCAUCUUCUGUCCAAAAUCGGUAAACCGCUGUCCCCGCGAGGAUCCAUCAGCGUGAGCAACGAAAUCAAACCCCCACUAGCGACCCUCCCCGUACCGUCCGCGCGGACCUUCGCCAACUUUCCCUCUCCCGGAAGCUCGGAAGGAUUGUCUCCCGAUGCGAAGUGGCCCGGGGGCUCUCAGUCGGGCGGGGCUCCGUUUGGGACCCCCUUGGGAUGGAGAGAUUAUGUCGGCUGUCGAAGCCCAAGUGUGGAGAGCAGUGCUCCGUCGUCCGCCGUCGACUACGACCACGCCGCCUAUCUCCGGGAUGCCAGCCGCCGUAAGGGUGGCCAGUACGAGGAGACCCUCAGUCUGCCCAGCCGAUCGAACCGAGGAAGCUACGAUCACGGAGUGUUUUCGGAUAUCGAAGGGGAUCUGUCGACCGACGAACUGCUGCCACCACGGAUGGUCCACGUUCGAGAAGCGACCCCGCCCUACCUGGACCCGUCGAAAUCGGGCACGAAACGCAGGGCGUCCUCCCCGCCCCGCGAACCGUUGGGGGACGAUCGACACCCGCUCCAUGUCACGACGAGUAAUGGCGAUCUAUCCCAGCGGAGGACCACGGGGCACCCGUUCACCAAUACGUUGACGGUCAACAGUGGGUACGCGCCGAGUCACGGAAGCCUGUCAGCGGCGUCCUCCGUAAGUCUCCGGACAUCGGGGUCUUACUCAUCCGCGGCCCUCUCGGUGGGCGGAAGUAGCAUGACGAGCGUGUCGCCGUAUGAGCGCCCUUCCCCGGGGGGGUUGUCACCAGCAUCCGAUGUUGAUCUUCAUCCGAGCUCUCCUGGCGGCCUUGUGAAUCAGACGGUCGCCAGAACCAUCCCAGGGCCUGCCGCCUCUCUGGAGCCGCUGAGCGCGCAAAAGCUGCCCCUGCAGUCGAAUCCCGCCGUUCCAAAACCCGUCGGACCCAAGAUCGGAUUGUAUAUCUGUGAUUGCUGUCCCAAGAAACCCAAGAAGUUUGAGAAUAUUGAGGAUCUACGGGCACAUGAAAUGGAGAAACAGUACUCGUGUCUGUAUUGCAACAACCGGUUCAAAAACAAGAACGAAGCGGAACGACAUCAAAAUUCCCUGCAUCUGAGACGCCAUUCGUGGUCCUGCGCGGCCCUCCCGGACUACCAAGCAGCUUUCCACCCGUCCUCCUCCCCAACAAAUCAGAUCAGCUCCGGUCCGUCUCACGACACCUGUGGAUACUGUGGCGAGGAGUUCCCCAACUUCCCUCAGCCCGACUGGGAUGGUCGAUUCGAGCAUCUCACAGCGGUGCACAAGUUCGGCGAGUGUAAUAACGCGAAGAAGUUUUUCCGCGCGGACCACUUCCGCCAGCAUCUCAAACAUAGCCAUGCCGGAACGAGUGGCAAGUGGACCAAUAUCCUGGAGAAUGCGUGCAUGAAGGAAGAAGCGCCCCCGGAACCUAAGAACAGCAGCACCGGAUCCAGUGGCACCUUGACGUCCAAUAAGAUCAGCGAGGUCCUCGGUGGCUGCUGA